CAGUCCACGAUAUACAGUCUUUACAGUUAGACCACCAUUUAUCCAGAGCAGGUGUUUAAACUUUCAAAAACCACCUUCAUCAUCUUUUCUCCUUUUUCACUUUUUCAGACGUUUGAGAAAUAACGACACAUGUGAUGCUACAACUUCUUCGUGUUUAAUUGGAAUUGAUCACUUCUAGUUUUGCUGAUUAACGAUAUUGUGUGGAUUCUCUGGUUUCCUGGAUAUCAUAUGAUAAAUUACUGUGUAAUAUACUUGACUUAUAUAGAGUGACAUAUUAUGCUGAGGGAGAUGUAAGAGAGAAAUUAAUCUUAACACUACAGAUCUUACACUGCACUAUAUACAAUGGACGAUUGUCUGUUGAUUGUUUCCUCGAUCCUACUGGUGGUCGGCGUUAAUGCUCACUCGUUAUUCAUGCUCUCCAGUGACCCGGGACAAAUACGUCAACAGGUCCGAACCAUCUACCACACACACAAACAGGAAAUGUCGAGACUUCCAGUACAGACUCAAGAUGUUCGGCCGUCACACAUCCGUCCAAAUUUCCACGAGCAGUUCGUGUUACCAAGCCGAGAGAGGAUGAUCAGGAAACAGACCCGUCUAGCCGAUCUGUCGCUUGGAGCCAUCAAGCAGAUCUGUACCAGUACUGGUAGCACAGUUUACGAGUUGCUGGAAAAACCGAGUUGGCAGGAAGCAAUCAGAACUGAGUUUGGCCAUGACUGUCAGGACCUAUCGGCUAAUCUCACCUGUAAUCCACUAAGUCGGUUCCGCACUAUAGAUGGCUCGUGUAACAAUCCGUUUAACCCUACUUGGGGCAUGGCGGCAACACAACAAAAACGCUACCUCCGGCCCGUGUACCAUGAUGGUAUAAACUCACCACGCCUUAUGGGUAGGGAUGGACUACCUCUCCCAAGUGCCCGCCUUGUCAGUAACGUUGUCCACAGUUCCGGAGGGUUCGUUCGUCAGGACUGUCAUCUAUCGGCUAUGGUGAUGCAAUGGGGGCAAUUUCUUGACCAUGACCUCGUCGGUACGCCUGUCCUCAAAAAAGAUAAUGGAUCGUCCUACGAAUGUUGCGGUGCUGAUUCAUCAUUUGAUGGCUGCUUCCCAGUAGAUAUUCCUCCCAACGACGACCAUUUUGAAGGGACGUGUAUGAACAUGGUAAGGUCCGCACCAGCAGUUGGACCGGAAUGCACUAUAGGUGUACGAGAACAAAUGAACAAAGUGACGUCAUAUAUAGAUGCUUCGGCAGUUUACGGCUCUUCUCGGGAGGAAGAGGACUUCCUGAGGAUAAAGACAAGAGGUCUGUUAAAAGAGGGAGAAAAUCGAAUGCUGCCACCUAGCGGCAAAGACAACUGUAUACAGAGGACUUCAGAUGACGUGUGUAUGACAGCAGGUGAUGACCGUCCUAAUGUUGUACCUUCGUUAGGAGCCAUACACACUUUAUUCAUGAGGGAACACAAUAGGAUAGCCGCCAUGCUCGGCGUCCUGAAUCGUUUCUGGGACGACGAGAGGAUUUACCAAGAAACACGCCGAAUUAUGUCUGCACUGAUACAACAUAUCACAUACUUCGAAUACUUACCUUUAAUUCUAGGUAAGCGGAUUAUGGAGUACUAUGACAUUCUACCAAACAUUGAAUCCUUGGAGGCAAGCGUCUAUAAUACGUCAACCAAUGCCGGAAUAGCUAAUGUCUUUGCCGUGGCAGCGUUUAGAUUUGGUCAUUCGCAGAUUCCUUCUAUUCAAACGUUUAUUGGACCAAGAGAAUCCUACCGGCGUGACUUUCGGAUUGAGAGUACGUAUCACAGACCAUACUUUGCACAAUUCAAUAACGGACAAGGUGCAGAGGAUGUGUUGAGAUGGCUAGUCAAAGACUCACAGCCGGAAACAAACAGAGUUUUUGUUCGAGGCGUACGGGAUCAGUUAUUCCUAAGGAACAACGUCAGCCUCGAUCUGGCAGCUAUCAAUAUUCAGAGGAGUCGUGACCAUGGCGUGGCGCCAUACAAUUCGUGGCGAAAGUGGUGUGGCCUGGAUAGCGUCCGGCAUUUCGGGGUUGGACAGGAUGGGCUGGUUCACCAUGACCCAGAUACAGCCAGACUACUUCAACGGGCUUACCGUGAUCCAGACGACAUAGAUGUCCUAACAGGGGCCAUAUCGGAACGUCGCAUCAAAGGGGCCAGUGUCGGCCCAACAUUUGCCUGCAUUAUAGGAUACCAAUUCAAGGAGCUCAAGAUGGGGGAUAGGUUCUGGUAUGAAAGGGCGCAUCCCAUCACAGGCUUUACAGAUAGACAAUUGAGGUCGAUUCGAAGAAUGCGAUUAUCAAAGAUUCUUUGUGAAAAUUUCAACAUUACACCAUUACAGAAAAAUGUAUUUCUUCUUCCGGAUAGCAGGGGUAAAUCCAAAUCCACUCACCCAGUGCCUUGUCACUCACUUCCGGAUCUAGACAUCCGCGCAUGGCAGGACUACAGAUACGGAGACUCAAAGUAGACAACUGCUUGUCAAAUGUGUCGUCUGAUUAUGGAUUUGAAGUUCCUAUUCCGAUGAAAUCUUGGGCCAGUUGAGACGUGUGCUAUAUGAAAAAUUGAUUGGCAUGUAUCUGCCACGAGGAGGACAAGAGUUGGUUUAAAGUGUUUGGCAGUUGUGUAGACACAUUUGGUAAUUCUGUAUACUGACUUCAGAAUCAAUACUUCUAUAUGUACCAACCGAAAGGUUUUUAAUGCUUCAUAUUGACUGAUCGAUGUAAAUCCAUAACAAAUCUAUCGAAAUGUUAUAUUCGAGGAAUACUUGACACCAUCAUUGUCCUUCGUGGCGCAAACUGUUUAUUCCGGAACACAACAAGACAAACCUAAUUUUCGGAACUAACAGAACAUAACGACAUGAUGGUAUUAUCCGGAAUUAAGGCAUUUGGUGGUCAGAUGAAAAUAUAUAUUUUACAUAAUAUUAUAUGUAAUAGAAAUGCCAGCAACAAGGAUAGGUAACAGUGAUUUCGGCAUUGCUGGUAUUGGCAUUGUCCAGCCUUCGAUGUGCAAGGAUGUAAUUUCUGUUGAGAUUGCCGUCGCGACAUUGUACUGCAGGCAAAAAAGUUCAUUAGCUGGAUAUAACUGUUAAAAGACAUGUUCAUAGCUGUGACAAGAACGUUUCUAUUUGUGUUCGCCCGCAGCUAGUGACAUUGUUUAGCAAUGCCUCGUGUAGUGCCAACGCUUUUUAAGAUCAUUAAUACAAUAACUCCAGCUACUCAAUAUAUUUUUGAUACUAGAGGUGUAUAAAUUUGGAGCAAUAUAAUCCAGGUUUUAUAAAUUUAAUAAUUCUUUCA
Pecten maximus is the source of this 3301-nucleotide messenger RNA. Its product is annotated as peroxidasin-like. The coding region runs from base 343 to 2475 and encodes 710 amino acids. Lineage: Eukaryota; Metazoa; Mollusca; Bivalvia; Pectinida; Pectinidae. Gene Ontology annotation, molecular function: peroxidase activity; heme binding. The transcript has 14 exons. The record is from RefSeq and is a predicted model, not a curated record. Gene Ontology annotation, biological process: response to oxidative stress.